AUGCUGUCACAACUUUUGAACCACGAGCGCAGUGCCCAGUCGCAACAGUCGCCGCACCAGCACAACGACACCGCUGCCACGAUAACGUCGAUACCGGCCUCGUCCAACGCAGAAGCGUCCGCGCCGUCCUCGUCAGACCCCAUGGCCGCCGUGCAAACGAUGCAGGCAGUGGGUGCGACCAUGCAGAACCAGGACGAGAACCGAUCAGACCUUCCGCGACCUUACAAGUGCCCGCUCUGCGAUAAGGCAUUCCACCGUCUCGAGCACCAAACCCGACACAUCCGCACACACACCGGCGAGAAGCCGCACGCCUGUCAGUUUCCUGGCUGCACCAAACGCUUCAGUCGCUCGGACGAGUUGACCCGGCACUCAAGAAUACACAACAACCCCAACUCAAGACGUGGCAACAAGCAGCAUGCUGCCGCACAAGCAGCAGCGGCUGCCUACCAAGGUGGUCUGCUCGACAACCCGGCACUCCAGCAGAUCAACUCCCUCAACUCGUUCAACAAUCAGAUCAGCUCCCUUGCGCAGUUGAACCAACUGAACCAAAUGAACCAGCUCAACCAAGCAAACGCCGUCAACCAGCUCAACAACGCCAAUCAGAUGAAUCAAAUGAACGGCCUCAAUCACAUCACCUCCAUGCCACCGCCGCCGCCUCAGCAACAGAAGGCUCCGAAUUCGGCGCCCAGCUCUGGCAUGAACUCACCCAACGUCUCGCCACCUCACACGUACGCCAACUUCUCCAGCAACCCGAGUUCCUACAUCACGCGAAACGUCAGUGGUGACAUCAGCCCUGCGGCCGGCAACUUCCACCGACCCAUGGACAUCAACAUGCUCGCCACGGCUGCCUCGCAGGUAGAGCGCGAGAACAACAACGUCUCUCAGAUCCCGAACCAGCACCUUUCGCUACCCACGAGAGCGCCUUACACCUACCACAACCACCCUUACCAUACUGGUCGCAUGCCGUCACUUUCUUCCUACCACUACUCCUCAAACCCCACGUCGCAACCCAUGUCCCGGUCGCAUUCGCAUGACGAGGACGACCAGUAUGGAGGACGAGCGACGAAGAAGUCGAGACCUGGCUCCCCUCAAUCGACCGCGCCACCGUCGCCAGAGUUCCCGCACGAAUCAACAUCUCCCACUCCCGACCACACCCCUCUCGCCACACCCUCUCACUCACCACGCCUGCGACCGCAGUACUUCCAUAACGGCGUCCAGCUCCCGACUCUCCACCACCUAUCUCUGCAGAACCAGCCACCUCCCGCGCUCGCCCCGGUAGAGCCUUCAGCGGACGGUCAACAGCCUGGCUUGCGAAUCAGCGAGAUCAUGGAGGCUGGCAACGGGGCGCAAAGAAAGCUGCCGAUCCCGAUGGUGCAGUCGAAAGACAACAGCUUCACCAAGAUCAACGAGCUGGUGCACCCUGAAAGCGGCGCCAACAGUGGUCAGACGAGUGCGAGGGUUAGUGAGGCUGGCAACGAUCUGCACGAGCGGUCGUAG
Molecule: messenger RNA, 1497 nt
Organism: Saxophila tyrrhenica
Lineage: Eukaryota; Fungi; Ascomycota; Dothideomycetes; Mycosphaerellales; Extremaceae
Exons: 2
Coding region: 1-1497 (498 amino acids)
Cellular component (GO): nucleus; cytoplasm
Molecular function (GO): RNA polymerase II cis-regulatory region sequence-specific DNA binding
Source: RefSeq, a predicted model, not a curated record